AUGUUCAGAUCAAGGAAACACACACCAAACACCGAUCCCAAACGACGUUUCAGUCUUCUGCCACGGUCUUUUAGCGGCUUCUUACGUUCGAAAAAGAGCAUGGAGUCACCAGCACCUACAUUACCACCAGCAUUUAUUACAGACGACAGCUCCAUUACCGAUUCGAGUCGAUCAGUACCCGCUUCACCUCUUAGUGCACAUACAGCAGCUACGUUAACGUCUUCUAUUGCUGCUGAAUCUGGGUGUUACUUUGGUCCUCCACCACCUCCUCCGACUGAUUCUAUACAACCACCUUCAUUCAAUUUUGGAGGAUGCGGUGGUGGUAGUAGCCAUAGCAACAAUCAACAUUAUCGAUCUUUGCAACGAAGACAAGGUGUUGGUGGUGACACUUUAUCAAUGCCAAAUAUUCAUGCAGCAGCCGAUUCGACUGAUCAAUACUUGCAGCUUGGGAUGCAAUGUCAUGAAAGGGGCGAGUUAGAAAAAGCAACCUAUUACUGGCGUUUAUCGGCUGAGAAUGACUCGCCCCUCGGAUUGUUCUUUUAUGGAAUAGCUUUGCGACACGGAUGGGGAUGUAAAAAGAACCCCGCUAUUGCAGUACGCUAUUUACAAAAAGCAGCUGAAUGUGCCGUUUAUGACCUACAAACCGGUAUCGUCAAGUCUACCACCAUUGCCAAGUCUGAAUUGAUUCUUGCCAUCUACGAGCUCGGUGUCUGUUUCCGGCAUGGAUGGGGUGUCCCCAAAAACCUUACUACAGCAUCCUAUUAUUUUCACAUUGCUGCUAAUCUCGGUGAUCCAGACGCACAGAAUGAUUUAGCCUUUUGCUAUGCUCACGGCCAUGGUGUCAAGAAGGAUCCCUACAAGGCAGCCAUGUAUUAUCGCAAAGCUGAACGCCAAGGUCAUGGUAUCGUAGGCAAUUCUUGGAUAUGGAAGGACAAGUAUAGUAUCGUGGAUGAUGAAAAUUGGGAUGGAUUAAGCCAUCAUCAUCAACAUCAUUAG
Lichtheimia ornata is the source of this 996-nucleotide messenger RNA. RefSeq lists its product as uncharacterized. Lineage: Eukaryota; Fungi; Mucoromycota; Mucoromycetes; Mucorales; Lichtheimiaceae. The coding region runs from base 1 to 996 and encodes 331 amino acids. The record is from RefSeq and is a predicted model, not a curated record. The transcript has 3 exons. Gene Ontology annotation, molecular function: protein binding.